AUGCAGGCACUGUCAGACCUUCCUGUCCAUCCCUUGGCCAUGGAGACACCCUCGACUUCAAAGGUCAUCACCGAUGAUGAUGGCAAGAAUUGGUACAACUGGGAACUUACUGAAACCGAACGGGCUCACAUUGCUAGUAUGCUUGAAACUACAGAGGAAUAG
Messenger RNA from Aspergillus viridinutans, 162 nucleotides. RefSeq lists its product as uncharacterized. The record is from RefSeq and is a predicted model, not a curated record. The transcript is spliced from 2 exons. Bases 1 to 162 code for a protein of 53 amino acids. Lineage: Eukaryota; Fungi; Ascomycota; Eurotiomycetes; Eurotiales; Aspergillaceae.